This is a messenger RNA of Acytostelium subglobosum LB1, 1752 nucleotides long. RefSeq lists its product as hypothetical. The transcript is spliced from 2 exons. The record is from RefSeq and is a predicted model, not a curated record. NCBI's taxonomy places the organism in Eukaryota, Evosea, Eumycetozoa, Acytosteliales, Acytosteliaceae. The coding region runs from base 1 to 1752 and encodes 583 amino acids.
AUGGAAUCAAUGGAGACAGACUACAAGACUUUGUAUUCCAGUCUAAAGAGGAAAUACAAUAUGAUCAAUGAGGAGAAGGAUCAAGCUCAACUGAUGCUUGAACAUGCCAAGAGGCAGAUCAAGAAGUUGGCCAAAGAGAAGAGCUUCUUGUUGGACCGACUGAUCAAGUUUGAAGAGGUAUCUUCCGACUCUGAGGGAGAGAGUGAAAUUGUAACGCCAAUGAAGCAGCAACAGCAACACAAGUCACUCCCAGCACUGGCGCCAUCAUCAGCGUCGCCCAUAAUAGAGAUGAAGGACCAGGUGGUCCGGGAAAGAGAAAGGGAAAGAGACAGAGGUGAUCGUGACAACAGAUCCAGGAAUGAUACUGGUAGAAGUAGUGAUAGAGUACAACAGAGUGGUGAUGGUGGCAGUAGUAGCAGUAGAGGUAGUGACCGUGCCAAUGACAGAGGAAGUGGAAAGGAUAGAGAUAUGAUCAGGGAAAAGGAUAGACAACAAGCUAAAGUGGAGCUGAAACAACAACAACAGCAACAACAACCAUCACAACAAAGAGAAAAGAGAGAGAAAGAGAGGAGAGAGGUACCAUCAUCAUCAAGUGAUUAUUAUGCCAAGGCGGCCGAGGAGGAGAGAUCUUCAAGCGGUGGCAAGAAGUCGAAUGGCAGACUGGGCGGACAGAUGCAUGCCAAUCCACCCGAGAAAAAGGAUGGCAAGUCCUCCUCCGCUGGACACGACUCGAAAGACCACCAGCUGCCGAUUGACAAAUACUCGGCCCAGGCCCUUCCAGACCUGAGGGACAGGGAUGUCAAUAGAGGAGCAGUCGCACCUGCGCCCAUUGUAGAGAAAGAGAUCGAGGAGUCGUCCCCAAUGGUUGCCGCCGCUGUAGCCACCAAUGGAGGCACACCCAAGCUCGAGGCUCAGGACGGCUUCUGCAUGGCGUUUGGCAAGGAUCGUCAUUGCAAGAGCAAGGCAUUGGCAAACUGUAGAUAUUGCUGGCAUCAUGCGCCACUGGACCCCAACUCUGGCUACGUCUGGUGUCUUUUCGUCUCUGCCAACAAGAAGAAGUGUAACAUACCGGUGCAGAAGUCCAAGGGCCAGUCCUUCUGUGCCUACCAUCAGAACCAAGGUGGAAGCAAGCCCAAUGGAUCCGAGGGUGGCCUCAGUGCCACCGAUGGCAGCGAUCCAGAUUCGGACGUGCCCGAGAAGAAGAAGAAGAAGCAAAAAAAUAGCGACAAGUCCGACAAGAAGGACAAGGACAGAUCAUCAAAGAAGGAUAAGCAUAGUACACAUGACAAGACACCAUCCUCCAGUGAGAAACGCGACAAGAACAGGGACAAGGACAGACAGUCCAAGCACGAGAGCAAGUCUAGCAGCAAUGGCACCUCACCAGACAAGCCAUCUACAAGAGACAGUGGACUGACACACCAUGCCAUGUUGUCCGAGCCUUCAUCCCCAGACGUAUUCCAUCUGCAAGCACAGCAGGAUGCAUUCGCCAAGACAUCGCUUCCGCCAAUCCUGCCAUCACUCAAGUCACUGUCACCAUCGCCCUCGUUCAGUCCCAAGAUGGCCUCACCAUUCCCGUCUGGUUCGAGUGCCAGGGGUGAGGGCAUGCCACUGCACAAGCUCAUGUUGGAGCAGGACAGCGAGGUAGACAUUGAAGGCAUGAGUAGUCCUGGCGACAGGGCACCAAUCAACGAGAAGAUCGCUGUCUAUGACAGCUCGCCAUACUCUGACGACAGGAUGCCGGCCAUGAACUGA